ACGCGCAGCGUGAAGCAGGUGCGUGGAUAUGGGCUCGUAGGCGGAGUGGAAUAGAUCGAUGGGGCGGCCGUUGUAAGGCGGAUGUUGCUUUCACAUGCACCCGAUUGCUGGGCCCGAACAGGCCGACGCCAGCGGCCCGAUGGUUGAGAUCAAAGGAGACAAGAUCGCUCCACGAGGAGUCCACGUGGCUCCCUCGUGGCUGCACCAAUGUCAAAAGUGGGGCAGAAUCAGGGGGAGGCACCACAUUCGCCACUGCCAAUUCUCCGCGGAGUUUCGAGCGGUUUGAUGCCGAUCCCAAACUCGACCGAGUGCUGCCUGGUGAGUGCUGACCUCGACGUCCGACUUGGCCCUAUCCCUCAACACCCCCCAAAAAUGUCGACCUUCUCGUCCCAGCCCAUCGUCAUCGACGGCAAGGGCCACCUUCUCGGCCGCCUCGCUUCGACCAUCGCCAAGCAGGCUCUCUCCGGCCAGAAGGUUUCGGUCGUCCGCUGCGAGGAGAUCAACGUCUCGGGCUCGUUCUUCCGCAACAAGCUCAAGUACCACGCGUACCUCCACAAGCGCCACAUCGUCAACCCCAAGAAGUCGGGCCCCUUCCACCACCGCGCUCCCUCGCGCAUCCUCUUCAAGGCCAUCCGCGGUAUGAUGCCCCACAAGACCGCCCGUGGUGCCGCCGCCAUCCGCCGUAUCUCGCUCUACGACGGUGUGCCGCCCGCCCAGGACAAGGUCAAGAAGAUGGUUGUCCCCGCUGCUCUCCGCGUCCUCCGCCUCAAGCCCGGCCGCAAGUACGCUACUCUUAAGCGUAUCUCGCACGAGGUCGGCUGGGGCUACAAGGACGUCGUUGACCGUCUCGAGGAGAAGCGGAAGGUUAAGGGCCAGGCCUACUUCGAGCGCAAGGAGGCUGCUCGCAAGCUCCGCGCCAAGGCCGCGGCCAACGCUCCCCAGAACGAGACCCUCGCUAAGUUCGGCUACUAA
Cutaneotrichosporon oleaginosum is the source of this 972-nucleotide messenger RNA. Its product is annotated as 60S ribosomal uL13 domain-containing protein. Gene Ontology annotation, cellular component: cytosolic large ribosomal subunit; ribosome. Gene Ontology annotation, molecular function: structural constituent of ribosome; mRNA binding. The record is from RefSeq and is a predicted model, not a curated record. Gene Ontology annotation, biological process: translation; negative regulation of translation. Lineage: Eukaryota; Fungi; Basidiomycota; Tremellomycetes; Trichosporonales; Trichosporonaceae.